AUAAAUACUGAGUACCAGUCAUAUGUUCUCUAACAUUAUUUUAUAACAAUGUGGUCAGUUUUGGUAGUGGUCUUCUGUGUUAUUGGAGGUGUACAAGUAAGUAACCUUAUUUUAUAACAAUGUGGUCAGUUUUGGUAGUGGUCUUCUGUGUUAUUGGAGGUGUACAAGCGACCAUUCAAGAUUGUCGUUUACCAAAACAAUCAGGAUCAUGUAAAGCAAGUUUUCUAAGAUAUUAUUUCGAUGUGUAUUCAAAACAAUGCAAAACAUUUAGGUAUGGUGGUUGUGGCGGCAAUAGGAACAAUUUCAGGACUUUGAAGGAAUGUCAAGAGAAAUGUAUGGCUAAACCAAAGUUCUGUCUUCUUUGUUGUGGACCUCCACCAUGUUGUAAUACAUGUGAUCAAUUCACGAAGCCUGGAUUUUGUCCACUUGUACAACCGGGUUCUUUUGGUACUUGUGUUGAAGAAUGCAGUGGUGACGAAGGUUGUCCGGGUGAUAAAAAAUGUUGUUCAAACGGUUGUGGACAUGUCUGUGAAGCUCCAACUGGCGGAACCAAAUCCUAAAUAAAUA
This is a messenger RNA of Mytilus trossulus (common blue mussel), 567 nucleotides long. Its product is annotated as chelonianin-like. Gene Ontology annotation, molecular function: serine-type endopeptidase inhibitor activity. The coding region runs from base 120 to 560 and encodes 146 amino acids. Gene Ontology annotation, cellular component: extracellular region. The transcript has 4 exons. Lineage: Eukaryota; Metazoa; Mollusca; Bivalvia; Mytilida; Mytilidae. The record is from RefSeq and is a predicted model, not a curated record.